Cooperia oncophora is the source of this 1347-nucleotide messenger RNA. The record is from the annotation of a GenBank genome assembly. Lineage: Eukaryota; Metazoa; Nematoda; Chromadorea; Rhabditida; Trichostrongylidae.
AUGUGUAACUUUCUGAUUUUUCCAUUGCAGGCCCGAAGAGAUGCAUUCAAACGUCGUAACCCUAUAGCUCACAUGAAACAAGGAGUAAUCGAUAAUGAAUUGUUUCCGUUUCGAGCCGAGAUACUCAUCAUUGGAGGAGGGCUCGCUGGCUCUUCCACGGCUUACUGGAUUAAGGAGCGUUUUCGAGAUGAAGAUUUCAAAGUUGUUGUGGUUGAAAAUAAUGACAAGUUUACUCAGAGCUCUACAAUGCUGUCAACUGGGGGCAUUUCUCAACAGUUUUCCAUUCCUGAACAUGUUGAAAUGUCGCUUUUCACGGCCGAAUUUCUUCGUCAUGCUGGAGAACAUCUUCGAAUUCUGGACAAUGCCCCACCAGAUAUAAACUUAUUGCCGAACGGAUUUCUCUAUCUGGCCCAGAAUGAGGAGCAAGCUGAGGAGUUGAGGAAAAGCUGGAAGAUUCAACUCGACAAAGGAGCAUGCGUGGCACUUUUAACCAGGGAUCAGUUAAAGGACCGGUUUCCGUUCAUGGACUUCGAGGAUGUUGUACUUGGAACCUUAGGUCUGGAAAAUGAGGGCACAUUCGAUACGUGGCAACUUUUGUCGGCAAUUCGUGAAAAGAACAUCACCCUUGGAGUGCAGUAUGUCAAGGGUGACGUAGAGGGUUUCCAAUUUGAACGGCUCGUAACAAGGGCAGAACCUCAUGCAAUGGAAGACCAUGAUCUUGCAGAUCAGGAAAAACUCCGUGCUCAGCGAAUUACAGGAGUUCUGGUCCGUCCACAAAUGUCUGACACUUCAGCACGACCGAUACGAUGCUAUAUGGUAGUGAAUGCUGCUGGUCCAUGGGCAGGCAAGAUUGCUGAACUGGCUGGCAUAGGCAAAGGAGAAGGAUUAUUGGCUGUUCCGGUUCCCGUACGACCAAGAAGACGAACAAACUUUGUGAUCCAUGCCCCAGAUGUUCCCGUGGAUAUGCCGGCUCUCGUCGAACCAUGUGGUGUUCACUGUCGUCAAACUGAUGUUGGAAAUACCUUUGUUGUAGGCAGGAAUCCUCCAGAGGAAGAAGAUCGCAGGGACAACCGCGAAUCCCUCGAAGUAGAUUACAACGAGUUUUAUGAGAAGAUAUGGCCAGUUUUGGUGAAAAGAGCGCCUGGAUUCCAAUCAGCAAAGAUAAAGUCGGCAUGGUGUGGUUUUCAAGACGUGAACACUUUUGAUAGUGCUCCAGUAAUAGGUGAACAUCCACUCUACCAGAAUCUCUAUAUGAUGUGCGGAUUUGGUGGCAGGUAUGUCUCCAGGUUUUGCUUAUCUGCUUUUUUUUCUUUACAGUUUUCCGUGUUAAUCAUUUCAUUUUGUUGA